AAAGCUGUGUCGUGACUGGCUCGUCCCCCUGUAUUCUGUUCGCUGAUUGGUUGAGCGGCGCUCGCACGGCUUUCCAUUUCCGCUGGAUUUCUCCUUCUGACCUUCUGUCAGCACAGCGCACGGUGACCGCUCGGUGGAACCAUGGUGGCAUACUGGAGACAGGCCGGCCUCAGCUACAUCCGCUACUCUCAGAUCUGUGCUCAGGCUGUGAGGGCGGCACUGAAGCCCCAGUUCAAGGCAGAAGCAGAUAAGGUAGCGGCUACCAAUGUGAGGGUCUUCAAACCGAAGAAAGACUGAUCAAUGCUGAACACUAGAACCUCCUGAUAGAAUGGAUUAUCCUUUGGUUGUUUCCUGAAUACGUCUACAUCUGUAAAAUGUGUUUCUAAUUUAAACCAUAAGACCAAAUAAAACUGGGAUUGUUUUAUUUGUAAA
Messenger RNA from Rana temporaria (common frog), 432 nucleotides. RefSeq names its product ATP synthase F1 subunit epsilon (gene ATP5F1E). The record is from RefSeq and is a predicted model, not a curated record. Gene Ontology annotation, biological process: proton motive force-driven mitochondrial ATP synthesis. Gene Ontology annotation, cellular component: mitochondrial inner membrane. Lineage: Eukaryota; Metazoa; Chordata; Amphibia; Anura; Ranidae. The coding region runs from base 142 to 297 and encodes 51 amino acids. Gene Ontology annotation, molecular function: proton-transporting ATP synthase activity, rotational mechanism. The transcript is spliced from 3 exons.